This is a messenger RNA of Bombus pascuorum, 2337 nucleotides long. RefSeq names its product dynein axonemal intermediate chain 2-like. NCBI's taxonomy places the organism in Eukaryota, Metazoa, Arthropoda, Insecta, Hymenoptera, Apidae. The transcript is spliced from 6 exons. Gene Ontology annotation, cellular component: outer dynein arm. The coding region runs from base 262 to 2337 and encodes 691 amino acids. Gene Ontology annotation, molecular function: dynein heavy chain binding; dynein light chain binding. The record is from RefSeq and is a predicted model, not a curated record. Gene Ontology annotation, biological process: outer dynein arm assembly; cilium movement.
AUUAUUUAAUUUGUACUUUAUAAUUUGUCCAGCUGGACAUUUGGUAAAUAAUCCAUAUAUGAGUGAUUAAUUCGGUUAAUAUGUACAACACACGCACUGAAAUUGAACCUUUUAAAUUGUUUGUCGUACAAUAUAUUACGAUCCAGUUUCUAUAAAAACGUAUAAUCUUCGUCUUAUGCAGAGAAUCCCAAUAAAGCUCUCUACACGUUGAAACCACCCUUCCAUUUAACGACACUUAAAUUCAAUCCUCGCGAUCCUGUGAUGUUAGUCAGUGGUCUAGUAUCUGGCCAAGUGUGUUACUGGGAUAUUCGAAGCAAUGAAAAACCCAUGGAAACGUCUCAUCCUUACACCAGUCACAGAUAUCCAGUGACUCAGACCCUUUGGAUCCCUUCCAAGGUUAACACCGACUUCUUCUCUUGUUCUACCGAUGGCACAGUUUUAUGGUGGGAUGCCAGAUUUAUGAAAAAGCCAACAGAAACUUUAGUGAUGGACCUCGAGCAGCCACAAAGAGCAGACAUUUACAAAGCGGUCGGUGUCACUGCCCUGCAGUUUGAACAGACGAUGAGCAGUAAAUUCCUAGCUGGUACCGAGGACGGCAUAGUUGUGAAUGUAAAUAGGAGAACCAGCAAUCUCGUGGAAAAAUUGGCGAUUAGAUUCCAAUGUUACACGGGACCGGUUAUCGCGAUCGACCGAAAUCCCAUUUAUACGAAGAAUUUCUUAACCAUUGGCAACUGGUCGGCCAAUAUAUGGGCAGACGACACGAAGGAAGGAAAUUUGCUCUGUACUAGUGACAAAUACAUUGAUCUGAGCGGUGGUUGCUGGAGUAAAGCCAGAUGCUCCGUAUUCUUCACCAUAAAUAAAGAAGGCUUACUGGAAGCGUAUGAUAUAUUGGCAGGUAUCAAGACACCAUUGACUAAUAUUCACCUGUGUAACGAUAGCCUGACAGCGAUUAGCUCCCACGAAGAGGAUGGAUUUCUUGCUGUCGGAAGUAGUAACGGUAAUGUAUACCUACUGGAGUGUACGGAAGACCUUGCAACGUUCACGAAAGAAGACAAAGCCGCUUUGAGUAGCUAUCUGGAAAGGUGUAGUCGAUAUGAAAAGGCGAUUGACAGUCGUUUGAAAGAAAUACGCCUGGGUCAUCGUGUCUCCAAAGAUGUCGGUAUACAGGAGUCAAAGGUGAAAAGCAAGAAGAAGGAGAAGGAUAGAAAGAAAGAAAAGGUCUCCAUGGAGAAAGAAAGACUGGAAGACCGGAAGAAAUCGAGAGCCUCGAAACCGAAAGGAAAGUCUAGCGUCAAGAUGACCUAUCCUGAACACAACAAAGCGCAGAUGGAAUAUUUCGACAAAAUAAAACAGAUAUCCGCGCGAUACAUGGAACUCGACGAAGCCGACGUGCAAGCAGCGCAGGAAAUAUUAAAGGAAAGAAUAGUAACGAAAUACAUGGAAAUGGAGGUGGAAUCCGAGAAAGAAGACGUAAAGAAACAACGAUCGAUCAAAAGGUUCAAAAGUAGAAUAAGGACUGCAAAAAGUAUAUCGAAGAUCGGAGAAAAGGAAGAAGAAGUAGAUAUUGCGGAUGUCGAUCUAGAUUCGAUAAGAAUAAAGGACAAAAAGCAACGAGCGAAAAAGAUCCUGAGAAAUAGUUGUGCGAACCAAGUGUGCAAGCCGGAAAUUUGUUGUGCAGAUAUAGAAGAGAAACGAAGAUCAAAAAGAAGGAAGAAAACGGACAAAGUGGUAGAAGAAUCUCCCGAAAAAAGCAGAUCGUUCAUCAUAGAUAAUAAGUGGUUCAGACGAUUAACCGACUAUAUCGUUCAAAUUCCUCAACCUUCGCGCGCGUUCAAGAGAAAAAUCUUGGCGCUGAAGAAUACUCCGCCGAACGUACUUCGAAAAGAAUUGGUUGAAGCCAAGAAGGAAAUGCGUGCUUGGCAGGAAACUGCAAUCGCAAGAAAGCUCGCCUCUUGGGCCGUCGAGAGGAAACUCGAGAAGGAGCCCAAGAAACUACCCGAAAUCAAGCUGGAAACGACGGAAGAGCGUCAGGAGGAAGCUGAGGAACAUUUGAUCAAAACGGACGAGUCGGUCGUGGAAUUUGGGAAAAAAAAUGACGCGAAAAUCCAUCCAAAAAGGAGCUUGCGUAAAUUCAAAAAGUUGAAAUUGACGGAAGAGGAGAUCGAAAUGGAAAAGAAGGAGAAACAGAUGGAACUGUGGAACUUGUUGAAACAAAAAGUUCAGGAGUACGAUGAACAGCAUAGCAGGAAGGUGUUUUAUCCUCGAAUAUCUACUGCGUUCGUGAGAAUGUAUUCUGAAGAGAUGCUUGACGAGAAGCCCGGGAAGAGAAAAUAUUAA